AUGGGCACUGCCGAAUCGUCUCAAUCGCCCGAAAUCGGUGGUAUCGGCGGUUUUAAUCCUCCUUCAACAUUUCGUAGACAAUCACCUAAUGUUGCUCGUUUAAUACAUGGUGAAAAUUCGCAAAAAAUGGAAUAUGAAUUUCCAAUAUCGGAAGGGAAUACGAAUAGUUUAGGACCUUUUCGUCGUCAUCAACAACAACAACAACAUAGUAGUAAUCCUACGAUAAUAACUGGACAGAAAAAUCAUCAACAAAUACAUCAUAAUGAUAAUCUUUUAUCAAAUACAAAAAUUUCUCCAAAUGAAUCAUCUAGUUUAUGGUCAUCAUUAGUCAAUUGUUUUGGUUGUCGUACACGUGAUGCAAAUCCUUCAACAAUGAAUCCUUUACGUGAUAAAGUACAUGCAAUACGUAUUGUUCGAGCAUCGAAUGAUUUAACACCAGCAGUAUUUGAUUCACAUUAUAAUAUAAUAACACUUGAACAAUUACGUGAAUGUGACAAUAAUGCGAGUGGAAAUCUUAGUGAUUCAUCCGAUUCAACUAAUCCUGAUAAUGUGCAUUCUACUCAUAGUGCAAAUGGUUCAAUAUCAUCAUCAAAAAAUGCAAAUAAUCGUCGAAUGAAAAAAAAGAAGAAAAAACGAGCUGCUGCAGCAGCUUAUGCAGCGAAAACAGUAACUUCAGAUGAUGAUGAAGGUUAUGAACGGACGUAA
Molecule: messenger RNA, 705 nt
Organism: Adineta steineri
Lineage: Eukaryota; Metazoa; Rotifera; Eurotatoria; Adinetida; Adinetidae
Source: the annotation of a GenBank genome assembly